This is a messenger RNA of Megalops cyprinoides (Indo-Pacific tarpon), 3074 nucleotides long. RefSeq names its product 5'-nucleotidase domain containing 1 (gene nt5dc1). Gene Ontology annotation, molecular function: 5'-nucleotidase activity. Lineage: Eukaryota; Metazoa; Chordata; Actinopteri; Elopiformes; Megalopidae. The record is from RefSeq and is a predicted model, not a curated record. The coding region runs from base 282 to 1661 and encodes 459 amino acids. The transcript has 12 exons.
CGUUUCACUUUAACAUUUGACGGUCGUGUCUAUUAAUUGCAUACAGCAGCAUUACAGCGGCUUGAUCUGUUCAGAUUUCUUGCGCUAAGUGUAAGAAGGCCCAUUGAAACAGCACUUUCCUGUGGCAGUGUACCCAUCCCACGUGUUGUGAUACAAACGAAUGUAUUGGAGGCUGCGGGUACCUUGAUUACAGCGGUGUCUGUGACAUUGUCACAUACAGUCCUGUUAGACGUGCAAGUUGACAUACAUAACGUUUUCAGUUCGUCGGUACACCUGACACAAUGAGCGAAUACUUCUCUCUAGCAGACUGUGAUGUUAUUGGCUUUGAUUUGGACCACACUCUUUGUCGCUACAAUUUAAAGGAAACCUCCAGGCUGAUCUACGAGAGCGUCGCCAGGUAUUUCGUGGAGUACAAGGGCUACGACAAAGACCUGUUGUCACUAACUCCUGCCACAUGGGAUUUCUGUUUUAAGGGCUUAGUGGUGGAUCUAGAAGAUGGAAACCUUAUUAAACUGGCUGAAGACGGAACAGUUUUAAGGGCAACUCACGGGACCAAUGAGCUAAGCACAGAAGAUAUUAUUAAACAUUAUGGUCCUAAGAGGGAAUGGAAGCAUUUCAAUAGCCUCAAUACCUCAUACACAAGAUCAGCGAAAUACUAUUUUUAUGACAACUAUUUUGACCUACCUGGGGCUCUUCUCUGCGCAAAGGUUGUGGAUAUGUUACACAAGCGUGGAAAUGAGGUGACCCUAGAUUUUUGGAAAGACAUGGUUGCUGCUAUAGACCACAAUUACAAUACAUCUGCAUUUAAAGAGGAUGCUGGGACAUACUUCCCGAGCGUGAAGAGGAACCCGGGCCGGUACCUACAGCCCUGCUCGGACUCGGUCAAAGCCUGGCUGCGCAGCCUAAAGAACGCAGGCAAGGUGCUGCUCCUCAUCACCAGCUCCCACAGUGACUACUGCAGGCUGGUGUGUGAGCACAUUCUGGGAAAGGACUUUGAGGAGCUGUUUGAUGUCAUCAUCACCAACGCCCUGAAGCCCGGCUUCUUCUCCCUGGUGCCUCAGCAGAGGCCCUUCAGGACCCUUGUGAAUGAUGUGGAGGACAGCGAGGGACUGCCAUCACUGGACAAGCCCGGCUGGUACUCUCAGGGCAACUGGCCCCACCUCCACGAGCUGCUCAAGUCCAUGACCGGGAAGGCCGAGCCCAAGGUGGUGUACUUCGGAGACAGCAUGCGGUCUGACAUGUUCCCAGCCAGCAGCUAUGGAAAGUGGGAGACAGUGAUGAUUGUGGAGGAGCUGGAGGGAGAGGGGGUGCUGGGCAGUGACGCAGCAAAGUCUCAGGACGCCCAGGCCGAGCCUCUGGAAAAGAAGGGAAAGUUUGAGGACCAGGGGAUGAAGACGCCCUCCGCCAUGUCAAAGCAGUGGGGCUCCUACUUCACAGACGUGUACCGGAGCGGGGGAGGGGAGGAGGAGACCUCCAAAAUCACAUGGUGCUGCCACAGCAUCCACACCUACAGCACCAUGGCGAUCCCCAGCGUGGAGAGCAUCGCAGAUCUCCCUCUGGAUUACAAAUUCCCCAGAUUCUCUCCAGAUAAACCAUGCACUACCGGCUACUACCCCAGACCCCCCGAAUCCCUGCUGAGGAUGUGCGAGAGCCUUCAGUGAGGAUGCCGUCCCGUCCACAGGCCUCUGCAGGCGGGCACCACCAAGGCCCCGUCCCCACAUCAAUCCCUCCAUCUCCAGAGCACAAGGAAAUCAUGCACACCUGAAUAUAAACCAUCUGAAUGUAUUGCAGUGUUACAGUAGGGUGAUACUCUCUGGCAUUUGAUCCUUUUUCAUUACGUGCGUUAUUAUACAUGUGAAAGGGUGACAUGUAUAAUGUGUGUCCAGAUGUUAUUACUGCUUUCCAAGGGCAUAGAGUGUAAGCUGUAGAUGAGUAUGUGUCGGUGGAGUGAAGACAGGUCAAGGCGAAGUGUAGAUCAAUGUUUUUGCUUGAUGCGAGUCGUAAAAAUUUAAUUUUGAAUAAGUCCCCACUACCUGAAGAGAAAAUUUGUUCUAGUUAAAUUCUCUUUACCAAUACAUUCUGGUUAAUGUUUUUCCCCUUUCACAUUGAAGUAAUUUGAAAAAAUACACUGACUUGAAAAAGUAGUUGGAAUGCAUUGUGUGGUAACAGCAGAAUGAAUUAUUCCUAUAUUACUUACCCUGCCUCAAAGGUUUUACAUGAAAUUAAACAAUAUGCAUCAUGCCAAAUGAAUUAUCUGGGGUCAUUUGUAUGUUUUUGCCUUUGAGUAGUAAGUUUUAUAAGAUGCAAUAUUAAGGCCUCUGUUAACUAUAUAGUGACCGCACUGUCCUCUGUCCUUUCACUUUUAAUUAAGAAUUUAUGCACGUGUGAUACAAUGUUAUUUCAUGUCCUACACAACUGCACAACUGUUCAAAGUGAAAAACGGCGUAAAUUAAAAACUGUUGCCGUAACCUUCUUCUCAAAGUUAAAGGCACAAUGCAGUGUGAUUAGUCUGACAAGAGGCCCACAUAUAAGGCAGCUUGAAACUCGAAGCAUUAUUGAGGGCAUGUUUUUAAGGAAGCAGCACAUUUUUUCUUAGUCAGCUCCCUGGAAAAAUGAAGGGUGAUCUUCUCAUUGUGUGCGAAAACAUUAAUAGUGGAUAGCUUCACCCCUGCUUAAUGUCUAUCAUGUUCUGGUGCAGCAGUGAUAGUGCAGUUGAGUGAUUGUGUACAAAUGUGGAAUACAUGUACUCCAUAUGCAGUAUUCAAUGUGAGAACAUGCUUUAACCGACUACUGAAUGGAUACGUUGUCAUUGUUGGUUGAAAUGUAGGCUAGCUGCUAUAUAUUGCCAAUUACCCUGCAUUAAAUCUAUAUUCGUAAUAAACAUUGUACGUUAGUAUUGGCUGGUAGUAUGCAACAUUGUGUGUCAUCCAUUCUUCAUUCUUUCUGUUGUGUCUGUAUAUGAGAGUGUUUCAUGCAGAGUAAAGUUAGGUUGUUCCUGUUUUUUUAUUUUAUUUUUUAAAACACCUGAUUUGCCUUAUGUUUAAUUAUUUCUUUGUUGUACAUGUCCUAGAAAA